Messenger RNA from Phlebotomus argentipes, 1503 nucleotides. RefSeq names its product UDP-glucosyltransferase 2-like. The transcript has 5 exons. NCBI's taxonomy places the organism in Eukaryota, Metazoa, Arthropoda, Insecta, Diptera, Psychodidae. The annotation marks the transcript as partial. The record is from RefSeq and is a predicted model, not a curated record. Gene Ontology annotation, molecular function: UDP-glycosyltransferase activity.
AUUUUCACAUUAAUAUUCACAUAUAAUGCCGCGAGAAUUUUAGGUGUCUUUCCAACUCCAAUUCGAUCGCAUUUCAUCUUCGCGACGGGACUUUUGAAGGGUUUGGCUGAAGAGGGUCAUCAAGUGACGGUUUUCGGUAGUUUUCCAUUGGAGAAACCAAUAAGAAACUACAGAUAUAUUAGAAUUGACACACGAGUGACAAUCGACGAGAGAGAAACAAUGGAGAAAUUCCACAGUGAAAGUUCGUUCAGCCUCGGAACUCUAAGACUCCUUGCAAAUUCCGUGCCUCAAACUCUCAGAGCGGCAAAUACAACUCUAAACAGUCGUGAAUAUCUCGAAAUUGCCGAUAGAGAGUCAUUUGAUGUGGUUUUCGUGGAGAAGUUCUUCAAUUUGUUCCUCAUCGGACUCGGAGAUCACUUCAAAUGCCCCGUGAUCUUGAUUGUCGCUUCGCCUCCGACGGAAAUCAUCAAUGAAAUGAGUGGAAAUCCGUCAACGGCAGCCUUUGUGCCCAAUUUUCUGCUCGGAAAAGUCAGUGAGAUGACUUUUCUCGACAGAAUCCUCAACUAUAGUCUCACAGUGGCUGAGAAAGUAGUCUGGAUUGUCCUUAACUGGAGGGAAAGUGUGUAUUAUGAGGCCAACUUUCCCAGCCCAAAGUAUCGAACUUACGAAGAGAUGAAGAAGAACGUCAGUUUGUUCUUCGUCAAUGAUCACUUUAGCCUCACUUCGCCAAGACCUUACUUGCCAAAUGUUAUUCCUGUUGGAGGUCUUCAUAUUAAAGCCAAACCAGAUAAACUAUCGCAGGAAUUAAGAGAGUUUAUUGACGAUGCAGAAUUUGGAGUGAUUAUCUUCAGUUUGGGCUCACGAAUGAAGACAUCUUUUCUACCAUCGAAGAUGCUUCACAUAAUCUUGAAAGUGUUUUCAACUCGUCCUGAGAGAAUUAUCUUCAAAUGGGAAAAUGACAGCAUUCCUGAGCUCCCGAAGAACAUCAUGAUCCAGAAGUGGAUGCCACAAGCUGAUAUUUUAGCUCAUGAAAACGUGAGACUCUUCAUUACUCAUUGCGGUUUAGGCGCGAUGAAUGAGGCGAAAUAUCACGGUGUGCCAAUUGUUGGAAUUCCCUUUUACGACGAUCAAAGCUUCAAUGCAAUGACGGCUGAGGACGAAGGAUGGGCUGUAAUUCUCGAUCACAGGAAGUUUUCUGAAGAUUCAUUCGUUCAAGCCAUUAAUGAAGUCCUCGGCGAUCCGAAAUACCAAAACGCCGCGCGAAGAGCUUCGAAUCUCUUCAGAGAUCGUCCAAUGACAGCUCUGCAGACGGCAAUUUACUGGACAGAAUAUGUCAUCAGACACAGAGGAGCUUCUCAUCUCAAGUCCAAAGCCGCCGAUCUUCUCUGGUUCCAGAAAACAUCGCUGGACGUUGUGGCAGUUUAUAUUCUAUUGAUAUGGAUUUCUUGGAAAAUUGUGAAAUUGAUAAAUUCUUCAGCGGCGCGAAAAGCAAAGAAAGAUUAA